Colletotrichum siamense is the source of this 1791-nucleotide messenger RNA. It is a transcript of the gene meu22, whose product is annotated as putative amino-acid permease meu22. The transcript has 10 exons. Gene Ontology annotation, cellular component: membrane. Gene Ontology annotation, biological process: transmembrane transport. The record is from RefSeq and is a predicted model, not a curated record. The coding region runs from base 1 to 1791 and encodes 596 amino acids. Lineage: Eukaryota; Fungi; Ascomycota; Sordariomycetes; Glomerellales; Glomerellaceae.
AUGCCGAUGAGGACGGACCCGAACGGGGCCAUCCGCCCCACUCCGGACUGGAUACCGGACUGGAUACCUCGCGGUUCCACGGAAAUGGGGCCGGUCGUGUCACCUCUGUCGCCGAGCGCAAUUCCCGAAAGUUCCACCAACGUUCUUAUCCGUCAAAAUGCUAGUGAUUAUGGGCCAUCCGAAACUUCUGAUGAGAACCAGGGCUUUACCGAGCGACCCCCAAUUGAGGUUCUAGUGAAGCCAGAGCCGGACCGCACUGUCAAGAGAAAGUUGAAGGGGAUACACCUAUUUAUGAUCACCAUUAAUGGAACAUUAGGAACAGGCCUCUACUGGAGAAGCGGUCAGAUUCUUGAAAUUGGCGGCCCUCUCGCUGUCCUGUUCUCUUUCGUCCUCGUUGGUCUCCUAGCUUGGGCUGUCAUGCAGUGCGUCACGGAGCUCUUAUGCAUCUGGCCUGUACCAGGUGCGCUGUCUGUCUACGUUGGCACCUUUGUGGAUCACGAGCUUGGGAUCGCUGUUGGCGUUGCAUAUUGGUUUACGUACGCCGUCAGCUUCUCUGCGCUCAUUGCAACUAGCUCUGCGUUGAUGAACUUUUGGAUAGACCAGUCGAACCAAGGUCUAUCAGUAGGAAUUGUUUAUGUUCUGAUUCCCAUCAUGAUGGUGUUUGUAAACGCGUUCGGCAUUGAAAUAUAUGGGCUUGUUGAAGUGGUCACAGGAGGCAUCAAGAUCGCCUUUCUGAUCGUCAUCGUGGUGGCUCUCAUUGCUAUCACUGGAGAAGGUUCUGCAUCAGGCGGAGAGGCCGUACCUAUUUUCAAGGAUCCCUUCCAGUAUGAUGCCGACGCAGCACCAGAUUGGGGCGUUGCUCUUCUAAUGUCUCUAUCAAUCGCAGCGUUUGCCUAUGUUGGCGUCGAGAUAGUGGCAGCGUCAGCCCUGGAAGCGAAAUGGCCAGAACCUCGUCAUCGUCCGUCCCAAGAAAAUUCAGCUGCUGAAUCCCGACCAUCAAAUGCUGAAACUCUCAUCGGACGCACCGUCAAGUUCUCGGCCAUUUUUAUAUCAGUGCUUGUAGGCGUGGCAUAUACCCUCAGCGGCAUGCUCGUCUCCUUGAACAUUAGGCCCGAUGAUUGCGCCCUUCCGCAUCUUAGCUGGGUUAAGAACACCACUUCCUGUAAUUGGUACUCUGAGGAGGACAGGGCCCACCACAAAAGCGCAACAUCCUCCGCUUUUGUGGUCAUCGCCGGCCGGUCCAACGCCCGGAUUCUGGACCAUGUUUUCAACUUCUUUCUGGUUUUCACAGCGCUCACAUGCGCUAACACGAACCUUUACGUUGCUUCACGAAGUCUUUUUGGCUUGACGAGUCGCUUGGAUGGAGGUGCCGGGCAACCAUGGGUGCUGAGAAUCCUAGCUUGGUUCGGACGAACGAACAGACGCAAGGUGCCAUUGAGGGCAAUGGUCUUCUCGGCAAUUGCGUUCUGGUGGGUGCCUUUCCUCCAGAUUUCAGGAGGCACUGACACAAAUACUCCCAUCGGCAUGUUUAUCGAGAUUCUAGCCCAGAUGGGCUCUGCUGGUGUUGUUAUUGUUUGGGCAUGUCAGUGCCUGGCUUUUAUUCGGUACUAUCAUUGCAUCGACAAGCACCGGCGUGCUCUUGAGAGCCGAAAGAUUGCUCAAGUCCAGCGCUGGAACUACGAAAGAAGCGACUAUCCCUAUCGAAGCCACGGGCAGCCAUUCCUAGCCUACAUGGCCCUGAUCAGCUAUCUUCGUCUUCUUGGCUCUAUGGGCAUGUCUGAAACUGUUUAG